This is a messenger RNA of Ostreobium quekettii, 1428 nucleotides long. The record is from the annotation of a GenBank genome assembly. Lineage: Eukaryota; Viridiplantae; Chlorophyta; Ulvophyceae; Bryopsidales; Ostreobiaceae.
AUGUUCAGCGGAGCGGAAUUCCGAAGGCCGUCACUGAGCUUAGCCAAAGUGGAAUUCCAACGCCGGCCGACCAUCGUGUGCGAGACCAACAUCCCCCUGCACCUGCUGCUGAAGUUCUGCAUACAGACGGCGUACGACGCCUCUCCCUGGUGGAUCGCCGACGACGCGUCUGUGACCAUCCCCAGGUUCCCCCUGCCGCUGAGCAACCUCUCAAAGGGCCCCCUCCAGCAGAAGAUCGGCGCCCUGACUCUCAACCGCUACGCCUUCUCCCUCCUGUUCUUCCUGCUCCCCAUCUUGCUCCCCCUGGCCGUCCUCCUCGUGCCGUUGAAACCCCACUACGAGGGCACGGUCAUCGACCACCUCGGCUUCUCUCUGGUCACGAUGGGCAUAACUGGAGCCAUCAUGGGUGCCAACACCCUCUUCUGGAUGGAAAAUUUCUUCGGCGAGCUGUUCCCCUGGCGCUGGACCCUCAUGGCGGCCAUGGGCCCGGCCACGGCCGCCUUUCACUUCGCGGCCUCCCUCCCGGGGGGCGGCGUCCUCCCUUACGGGGUGGACGUUUCCAUGCUGUUCGUCGUGGCGGCGGUGGGCGUCUGGGGUUGCAUUGUGGCGCCGCCAGCCGUCAGGCGCAGGAUGGACUGGUGCAGCCACCUGUGGGUGGGCAUGGGCAUACUGGUCUUCAGCAUGCUCGUCACACACCUGCUUCUCCUCAUCGAGUCCGCCAACGCGCGUGGAGCCCACGUGGCGUACGUCCUCAUCAUGAUCCUGCCGGUUCUUUUCACCCGCCUGACGACGGACAUCCAGGAAGCCGUGCCCUACACGACUCAGGAAUUCGCCAUGCAGUGCCAAGGCAUCCUUACGUUCGUCUUCUCCCUGGCCACCUACUGCCUCCUCAUCUUCCUCUCCAAGGUCGUUCCGCUGUGGCAGCUGUACCUCAUCUUCGAGACCGUCGACGUGCUGUCCACCCUGUUCGUCGGGCCCGUGUGGGAGCUGUGGUGGAAGGUGGGCUACCUGAAAACCAACAAGUUCCAGCAGUCCAUCUUCGGGUGGGCGCAGAACCCCAUGAAGCCGAAGGCCGUGGUCAUGAAGUACUACACCAAGGCGAUCGCGGCCGUGGCCUUCCCGGUCAUUCUCAGCGUGCUGGCGGAAUCUGACAACCAGCAGGUGUUCAAAAUGACUUCCAGCGACAUGCUGGACGCAGGCAAGAUGGCGGAGAUUGGGGCCUGCAUGGUGGGCGAGGUGGUGCUUUCGAUUUCGUGGCUGGUCUUCCUGUACAUCAUCAUGAAGACGCGGUGCUGCCAGGAGGAUUUCAACGAUUUGGUCAUUCAGUUCUCGAAGAUGUUCUCCGUGGUGCAGCUCGAGGGCGUGCUGGCCACCCUGCUGGUGUUCUUGAUCAAAGCCAAGCCUGGGAACAGCGAGUUUCUAGACUGA